AAAGCGCUUCUGUUUGGUGGCGAUUUUUGACGCAGCACCGGCGAGAAGCUAACGAGUCCCGGCGGCAGCGAGAGGUCGUUUCGGCUCGGAAUAGCUCGGCGCUUUGACGGGGGAGGAUGGCAGGAGACCCGUUCCGCACGUUACGGUUGUGCCGGCGUCACUUGGCGCUGCUCCAGAAGUGUUCGAGUCCCAUAAACCACCAGGUGCUGCUCCGCAGGCCCCUCAGCUCACACAGGGCGGUAAGGAGUCGCAGGCUGCUGAGAAACCUGCUGAUUGGCGCAUCGGUGGGCGUGCCGUUAGUAGUGGGGGUGCGUUACGCUGUCUCUGAUCCCAAAGACCAGCGGAGGAUGAGGAUACUAGCGGAGGGAGUCGGGCGCUUCUGCAGGUCAUUAUACGUUGGACUUCUGAUUUCAGUAGAUUACUGGUGGACGUCCAGUAUCGUUCUGCGCGGGACGGACGAAAGCAGUGCGGAGUACGCGGCUGCCAUGUCAGCGUGUCACCAGCGGGCGGCGAGUGGCAUGGUGGUGGGAGCUGUGCAGAACGGAGGGCUUUACAUCAAACUGGGACAGGGCCUCUGCGCCUUCAACCACCUCCUGCCUCCAGAAUACAUCCGCACGCUGCAGGUCCUGGAGGACAGAGCCCUCAACAGGAGGUACAAGGAGGUAGACGCUUUAUUCCUAGAAGACUUCGGCAGCACUCCAGAUAAGAUGUUUAAGACGUUUGACUACGAGCCUGUCGCUGCUGCCAGUUUAGCCCAAGUCCACAAAGCAGAGCUGCAUGACGGGACGCCUGUGGCUGUGAAAGUGCAGUAUAUUGACCUCAGGGACCGUUUUGAUGGCGAUAUCAGGACACUAGAGAUUCUGCUGGACGUAAUCAAGUUUAUGCACCCCAGCUUUGGCUUCCGAUGGGUCCUAAAGGACCUGAAAGGGACGUUAGCGCAAGAGCUGGAUUUCGAGAACGAGGGGAGGAACUCUGAGAGAUGUGCUGAGGAACUGAAGCACUUUAAAUUCAUCGUCGUACCCAAAGUGUUCUGGGGCCUGACCAGCAAGAGAGUCCUUACGGCAGAGUACUGUGAAGGCUGCAAAAUCAACAAUGUGGAGGAGAUAAAGAGGCAAGGCCUGAGUUUAAAAGAUACAGCAGACAAACUCAUCAGGACGUUCGCAGAACAGAUAUUUUAUACUGGCUUCAUACACGCCGACCCGCAUCCUGGAAAUGUGCUGGUGCGCAGGGGUCCUGAUAAGAAGGCAGAGCUGGUUCUCUUAGAUCACGGACUCUACGAACACCUCAGCAAAAGUGACCGAGUGGCGCUGUGCCAGCUGUGGCGUUCUAUAAUCCUUCGAGACGAAGCUGGCAUGAAGAGAUACUCUAAUGACCUCGGGGUCAAAGAUUACUUCCUGUUCUGCGAGAUGCUCCUGCAGCGGCCGAUCAGCAUGCGUGAGCUGACCCUGGGAAACAUCCUGAGCCGAGAGGAGACGUCGUACAUGCGGGACAUGGCCGUCCAUCACUUCGACAGCAUCAUGCAGGUGCUGAAGUCUCUGCCGCGGCCCAUGCUGCUGGUGUUCCGCAACAUCAACACGGUCCGCUGCAUCAACAUCACCCUCGGAGCGCCCGUCGACCGAUACUUCGUCAUGGCCAAGUGUGCCGUUCGGGGUUGGGGUAAAACCCGGGCGGACGAUGCUGCCGUCCUGCCCUCCCUGAGGAUCCUCCGCUGGGUCUGGAGCUUCUGGGAGAACCUCAAGUUUGAAUGUGCUUUAAGGUCAGAGAUGGCGAUGAUGAGCCUCACUCGCUCGCUGCUGCGGCUGCUCUCCUACUGCGGGGUCAUUACUGUGGACCCGGAUGUCUACCAGUACCUGAAAUAACCCCGCGCUGCAGGUACACGCCGCUCUCUCGCGGCCUGGAGUCACGAGGAGACACUGGGAGGCCGCAUGCGGUGCAGAGGCGCAGCGCGGGGAGCACAGACGUGCAGUCAGAGGGGAUUGAGAGUCACUGUGUUCACAAAAAAUUACAACAGGAAAUUCAGAUUCAGACGCCACCAUGAGGGCGCCGUGGGAAAUGUGAUUACUGGGUUGAUUGACUGCUCGUUUGAAACACGUGGCCAAGUCUUAAUAGUUGAGACAGCAAUCAGAUUUGAAUGAAAACAAACGGCAACCAACUAAAUCAAAUCCACACUACUGCAGUGCUUCUCAGUCCCGGUCUGGGGGGCGUCUCACACAGCUGGUGCAGCUUCUGGAGGUUUUCUUAAUGGCCUGCUGAGUCGGGCGUGUCAGACGUGUGAAGGUAUGGGCAGGCUCAGCAAAUCCACUUUUUCUAGCUGAAUGCAGUGAGCUGGACUGCCAGUUAGUCAUGGUUGUGAUGUCACAGCACAUGGAUGUUUGGCUGGUUCUGAUUGGCCUAAUUCACAACUCAACAUUCCCAAGUAAAUAUAAAAAGUCAUUAGGUUCAAUUUUCCCACUGAAAACUUUUGAUACAAAAUCAGUUAAUAUUACAGCCUUAACUUCAGCACCGACCUAAACAUUAUUCAAAUUAAAGGAAAAUUAUUGUUAUUAUUAUUAUUAUUUAGGGUGUAGGUGACAUUUUAAGUACUGUUACAGUCUUCAUGUGUCAACUCCAUACGGAGCACACGAGUUGAUUUGGGACACAGCCAGAGCAUCUGCAGGACCGCGCCACCACGCUGUUUACAUUUCUCUGAUAAAAGCUACAGCUAAAUAUCAACACGAUACAAACAAAAUGUAGCUGUUAUCACCAAAUUAUCUGGAAGAUUAAAGAUGAAAUAUUGUGCAGUGUAAUUUUAUGAAAAUCACAGCACCAGCAUAAUUCAGCUUUAAUAUUAUUUUGUCAUACAGUUCAGUGUUUAAGACGUAAACAGGGGUUCAGAGGGUUUGGUGUGAAACGGUUCAGACGUCUUUACAGUGGUGGUGAUGGGAACCAGGCGUCGCCAUGACUACAACACCGAUAUAGACACUUUAUUUACCAUCCAGAACCACCAGAGAA
This is a messenger RNA of Pygocentrus nattereri (red-bellied piranha), 2991 nucleotides long. It is a transcript of the gene adck5, whose product is annotated as aarF domain containing kinase 5. The record is from RefSeq and is a predicted model, not a curated record. The transcript has 15 exons. NCBI's taxonomy places the organism in Eukaryota, Metazoa, Chordata, Actinopteri, Characiformes, Serrasalmidae. The coding region runs from base 117 to 1859 and encodes 580 amino acids.